Molecule: messenger RNA, 756 nt
Organism: Chaetomium fimeti
Lineage: Eukaryota; Fungi; Ascomycota; Sordariomycetes; Sordariales; Chaetomiaceae
Exons: 3
Coding region: 1-756 (251 amino acids)
Source: RefSeq, a predicted model, not a curated record
AUGUCCACGCCGGCAAGGAUACUGCGAUGUUCUCUGUACGGGUCUGCAUCGCGGGUGUCUCCAGCGGCAGCUUGUGCAGCUCCAUCGCCACGGGGAGCUCCGCCAGCAAUUGAACGGUGGCACAGCUCAGAAGCACCCGCAUUCUACCUCUCCACAACUCCUCGCCCACCACGAACUUCGAAUCUUCUCUCAACACCCAGAAAGAACCUAGCAACUCUCCAAAAUCCGAGCCCCCCACCAAAACUUAUCCCCGACAUCCCCCUCUUCACCUCCCACCCGCCCCUCCUCUCUCCGGAGCCGGGUAACAACCACAACAAACCGCCUGACGAGCGCAAAGUCAAGCUAGGCAAGACCCUACGCAUCCUGCAAUCGCACCUCCCCACGCUGCUCCAAUCCCCGCCGCCGCAGGGGAUCCUCUCACCGCGGAUCACGCUCCACCUGUUCCCCUCGACGCACCCGCACCUGCCGACGGUGUCCGGGCGGGUCGCCUACACGGCGGCGCUGUGGUCGUCGCCCAUCGCGUGGAACCGCCUGCCGCUCGUCGGCAACGUCCGCCUGCAUAUCCUUUCUGAGCGCAUGCUCGACUGCUCGGCGUACGAUUCUGUUGGUGGAAGGCCAGGUGGUGGUGGGCGCCGUGCUGAUGGCGCCGGGGGGGAGCAGCUGAUUGUGCGGUGGCGGACGGGGAGGGGAUACGGCCGCGGGAAGAACGGCAGCGGGAACGGCUGCAUGGGGAGGAGGAGGGUGGGACGGAGGUGA